Messenger RNA from Closterium sp. NIES-67, 2544 nucleotides. Lineage: Eukaryota; Viridiplantae; Streptophyta; Zygnematophyceae; Desmidiales; Closteriaceae. The record is from the annotation of a GenBank genome assembly.
AGAAAUUUGCUUAGGACGCUACUGGAGUGCAGUAGAACACUGCUAGUGUUUUCUGACAAGCUAGUUCUUAGUCUCCUAAUCUGGCUCUCGCAGUGGCGCUCGCACGCUGCUGGCUUCCUCUUGCUGGUUUCUUGAAGCGUGCUCCGAGCGGGUAUCGCAGAGCGGCUUUCCACAGUUAGGGUUGCGACGUCGCUGAACGUUUCUCGUGUUCGGUGAUCGAUCCGCUGCUGCUUGCCAAGUUUCGUGCUGAAUGGGUUGAUGACGGUCCGCAGACGUCAGGUCGUGGCUUCAAUCGCGCUUGUAGAUUUCGCCGUGACACGAGUUACUUAGUAUCCAAUCCGGCCUUUUCCCUCUGGACUCCCCGAAUCUCGCAUCUCCUAACCAAUCAGAACGUCGUGCUCACGCGCCACGUAUCGUCUCAUGGACUCGUCGUGAUCCCUAAUCCCUGAUCCAAUUAGCAUCUAACCUUUCCACCUCGAUCCCGUCCACGAGUCCGUUCCGCGAUGUUCGGAAUCGAUCUCGAUGCGUCGUCGCUGCCGGAGCACGCGUUUUCAGGGACGCCAGCAGUGGUGGUGUCGCUGGUAUGCACGGUGCUCGCGGUCUUCCUCUCCGUGCGGCACAUCGUCAUGCACCUCCGCAACUACACCGAGCCCACGUACCAGCGUUACAUCGUCCGGAUCAUCUUCAUGGUUCCCGUAUACGCGACAAUGUCAUUCGGCGCUCUCGUUAUGAGCGACUACGCCAUGUACUUCAACACGAUACGUGACGUCUACGAGGCAUGGGUGAUCUACAAUUUCCUCUCCCUCUGCCUCUCAUGGGUGGGCGGCCCAGGAGCCGUGGUGACGAGCCUCACAGGCCGGCUUCUCAAGCCGUCCUACCUCCUCAUGACGUGCUGCUUCCCGCCCAUUCCCCUCGACGGGCGCUUCAUCCGGCGAUGCAAGCAGGGCUGUCUGCAGUUCGUGUACUUAAAGCCUAUCCUGGCGGCGACGUGCCUCUUCCUCUACUCGUACGGGCUCUACGAGGACGGCAACUUCGCCCUCAGCGACGGCUACAUCUACAUCACGUGCAUCUACAUGGGCUCCUACUCCGUCGCCAUCUACGCGCUUAUUCUCUUCUACGUGGCGUGCCGUGAGCUGCUGCGCUCCUUCAAUCCCGUGCCGAAAUUCCUCAUGAUCAAGGCAGUUGUGUUCCUGACCUACUGGCAGGGCGUGCUGGUGUUCAUCGUCGCUCAGAUGGGCUUUGUCCGCAGCGCGGAAGAUGCGGCCGACCUGCAGAACGUGCUGAUCUGCGGGGAGAUGGUGCUGGGCGCGCUGGGCUUUAUGCACGCCUUUCCUUUCAAGCCCUUCCUGCAAGCCAAUGUGGCGAUGAACGGCGAGCAGGCGGGGCUGCUGCGGUCGAUAAAACACGCCAUCAACCUCACAGACGUUGUCAGCGACACUGUUCACCAGUUCGCCCCCACCUACCAUGACUACGUGCUGUACAGCGACGGCACGGGGGAGACACACCACUACCGAACGCGCACCUUCGUGCCCUCAGGCAGGGAGAUGGAGUCGUGCCGCCGCUCUGCCAGUGGGAGAGUGCAGCCGCACCAGUCCACGGACCUCGAGUCCCCAUCCAUCUCUGACCAUCCUGGGGCGCCCACAGGGCUCAGCUCUCAGGGCACGGGUGAUUCCCAAGACGAUUUCCUAUCCGAAUUGCAGCUCAUUUCCACCGGAAACGAAGCGGAUGAGAAGACAGGGAGCGGUGGCGACAAGGGUGGGAAAGGCAGUGGGGAUGGGACCACUGGGGGCGGGGGGGGCGCGGGGGUUGUGGCUGCUUCGGCUAGUGGGAGCUCGUUGGCUGCGAGGCUAGCGGCUGCGUUCUCUGCAGCAGCGGACAUGUCGUCGGCGGUUGACUCGAGCGAGGCCAAUGACCCCAUGUCGGCUCCGCUCGGGUUUACAAUGUCCUCGUCGAGCGCGCAGGGCGACGGGUUUGUGGAGAUGGAGGAAGAGCAGGAGCAGCCGCAUCACCACCAACAGCUAAAAAAGCAGCAGCAGCAGUUGGCGGGGGUAGGGAUUUUAAGGGAGGCGAUGGUGGAUAUGGGGAUGUCGUCGCCUCCUCCUAAAGGGAGCUUGAGGCCGUAUGGAGCUUCGGCCGAUCCUGACGAUGACGACCCAACGCCGAUCACGUCACGGAACCCGAACCUAGCCACUCCGAAGCAGCUGCCGACCGCCACGCCACCACCGCUGCCACCACCACCAUCAGCAGGAGGGUCGCCGGACCUAAGAAGGGAGGAUGUAGGGACGCCUGUGUUAGGCAGUGUGAGCAUACAGGGGUCUCCGUUAUCGGGAGGUAGGGUUUCUGAGAUGGUUCCCUUGCGAGGAACAGCGCAAGGGAGUAGCAGUACUGGGAACAGCCCUGCUGGGGCUGGGUUCUCACCAGGAAUUGGUGAUGCAGCAGAAAUGGAAAAGCUCGUGCUGGAUACCGAGAAACUAUAACCAUGUUAGGUUGUGAAAGUAUACAAGUAAUGUACAUUCCUUAGUAGGUGUUUUGAAGUAUACUAGG